This is a messenger RNA of Asparagus officinalis (garden asparagus), 2652 nucleotides long. Its product is annotated as pentatricopeptide repeat-containing protein At5g50390, chloroplastic. The record is from RefSeq and is a predicted model, not a curated record. Gene Ontology annotation, biological process: RNA modification. NCBI's taxonomy places the organism in Eukaryota, Viridiplantae, Streptophyta, Magnoliopsida, Asparagales, Asparagaceae. The transcript has 2 exons. Gene Ontology annotation, molecular function: actin binding; zinc ion binding; RNA binding. Bases 143 to 2215 code for a protein of 690 amino acids.
AAAACACCGGCGUAAAAAAGGGCGGAUCUAUCAAUGCUCAUACGAAAAUAAAUAAAUAAAUAAACUUAUAAAUGAGAAAUAACUCAGUCCUCGUACUAAUUUUCAUCUGUCCAGGCCUCUCCAAUUUCCCCCAUUCUCUCCAAUGGAGUCCACCUUCUUCAACCUUCCCUCAGAUCCCAAAACCCUAAACCCUUGCCUCUCCAAACUCCCCAAUCUCCCUUCAACCCUCAAAAAGAUCACAAAUUUCUCAACCCCAAGGCGGAAGUUCCCAUCUUUCAUCGUAAAAUGCUCAGCUUUGAACCCGAAACCUCAAAAAAUCCCUGAAAAUCCAGAACCCAUUCAAACCCAUGAGCCCAAGGUUCGGGUUCAACCUCCUCUCUGCACGAAAAUUGAGAAACUGGUGUUCAUGAAGAAGUUCAGAGAGGCCCUCGAGCUUUUCGAGAUUUUGCAAUGUAAUGGCCAAUCCCUCCCCGAUUCAACUUAUCAUUAUUUGAUCACCGCCUGCAUCGGGCUUCGAUCGAAUUGGGACGCAAAAUUGUUGCUUCGGCAUAUGAUUGAUUGUGGGCUUGAGUUUGAUCAGGACAUUAGGAAUAGAGUUCUUCUAAUGCACUUGAAAUGUGGGUUAGUUACUGAUGCCCGCCGACUGUUUGCUGAAAUGCCUGAGAAAGAUGUUGCAUCUUGGAAUAUAAUGAUUUCUGGUCUACUUGAUUUGGGAUCCUUUGAUGAGGCAUUUGACCUGUUUUUGAUGAUGUGGUCGGAGUGUUCGGAUGCUCGUGAUUCGAGAUCUCUGAUGAAUGGGAUCAGGGCUGCAUCUGGAUCGAGCUAUGCUUUUGUUGGUAACCAAUUACAUGCUCUUAGUUUCAAGUUGGAUCUCUACGAUAAUAGUUUUGUAUCUUGUGCUUUGAUUGAUAUGUAUGGUAAAUGCGAUCAUCUUGAAGAGGCUAAAUGGGUUUUUGAUGAGAUGAAAGAGAAGAGUGUUGUUGCUUGGAAUUCAAUUAUAAAAGGAUACGCUCUUCAUGGUUAUAGUGAAGAGGCUCUUGAUUUGUACUAUGAGAUGCAAGGUUCCGGUGUGAAGAUGGAUCACUUUACGUACUCGAUUGUUAUUAGCAUUUGUGCUCGGUUGGGUUCUUUAGAGCACGCGAAGCAAAUCCAUGCUGGUUUGAUUCGGAAUGGGUUUGGUAUGGAUUUAAUUUCUAACUCUGCUUUAGUUGACUUAUAUUGUAAAUGGGGGAGGAUGGAGGAUGCUCGAAAUAUCUUUGAUAGGAUGCCUCGUAAAAAUUUGAUUACUUGGAAUGCUUUGAUAGGGGGAUAUGGGGUUCAUGGAAUGGGUGAAGAAGCAGUUGCCAUGUUUUUAAAACUGGUGGAUGAGGGUUUACUACCCAACCAUGUAACAUACCUUGCAGUUCUAAAUGCUUGUAGUUACUCUGGAUUGUCAAGCAAAGGUCACGAGAUUUUUGAGCGUAUGUCAAAUAAUCCUAAGACGAAGCCUAGAGCAAUGCACUAUGCAUGCAUGAUUGAAAUAUUAGGUCGAGAGGGGCUCCUAGAUGAAGCUCUUAGUCUCAUAAAAAAUGCACCUUUUCCACCCACAAGAAACAUGUGGGGUGCACUGCUCACAGCUUGUAGGGUUCACAAAAACCGUGAGCUUGGAGAGUUUGCAGCCAAGAAGCUCUAUGGAUUGGAGCCACAAAAAUUAGGCAAUUAUGUCGUUCUUUUGAAUAUUUAUAAUAGUUCAGGGAGAUCAGAUGAGGCUGCCGAUGUUUUAGAAACAUUAAAAAGAAGAGGCUUGAGAUUAGUUCCGGCAUGUAGCUGGAUUGAAAUCAAGAAACAAUCUCAUAAAUUUCUCUUUGGCGAUAAGUCCCAUCCAAAGAGCAUCGAGAUCUAUAAGAAAUUGGAAGAGUUAAUGAAGGAGAUUGGUAAAUUAGGCUACUCACAUGGAGGAAAAUGUUUACUUCCUGAUGUGAAAGAGGAAGAACAGAGGUUUUCAGGUAGUCAUAGUGAAAGAUUAGCUAUUGCUUUUGGUCUCAUUAGUACUCCAAGCUCGAGUUUGCUACAAGUGGUGCAAGGACACAGAGUUUGUGAUGAUUGCCAUGAUGCUAUAAAGAUGAUUACAACAGUGACAAAAAGGGAGAUUGUCUUGAGGGAUGCAAGUCGCUUUCACCAUUUUAAAAAUGGAUCUUGUUCCUGUAGAGAUUACUGGAGUGUGUCAAGACACUGAGAUCCACGACUACAUGAAGGGGUGGUUGACUGGAGAAUACUGACUGCAUACACAAUGUCAUCCUCUUGAUGGACUUCAGGUAACAUAACCGACAUAUUCAGGUUCCAUCUGAAAAAUGAGUCAGGAUAUUAGGACUUUUGAUUGUAUAUAGCCUGCACUCAAAUCAAUGAUCUAUUUUCAUUUUAACAAUAAUUGCAUGACACAACCACAUAUUUACAUAGACGCACUCUAUGUGGCUUAUCGUGCAAGAUCAUUCUGUGGGGUCUGAACUUGGAAAACCAGUUGAGGUUUUUAUCAACAGGUGGGAUCAUGCUUUUGUUGGUUAGGUGUUGAGAAAAGAGAAUUUAUGGAGAAUAGCUGCUAGGAUUUUUGUAAUUACUCUGUAGGUUAAAUUUCAACUAGCGGUACAACAAUUGCCUCUGUAGCUCUUCUGUUAA